AUGGCUCAAGGCCUCCUCAAAAAGGCCAAGGCGACCCCCGCCAAACGGUACGCCCCUCCACCCCCCUUCCAACCCCGAUGCCUCGUCGCUAACAGCACCAGCACCAGCUCCUCCACCCAAGGCCCCAAACGGAUCGGUCCUCGCAACGUCGCGCCCAAGAAACAGUCGCUCAUCAAGCAGAAGAAACUGACCAAGAAACUCACGGCCGGUCUGACGGCCAGGACGGAACGCAGUCUCGCCGCGCGUGCGGGCCAUCUCGAGAUGCUGGCUGGAGGGAAAAAGGACAAGAAGGAGAACCAGGGGAAGAAAUAA
Aspergillus terreus NIH2624 is the source of this 312-nucleotide messenger RNA. Its product is annotated as DUF2462 domain-containing protein. The record is from RefSeq and is a predicted model, not a curated record. Bases 1 to 312 code for a protein of 103 amino acids. The transcript has 2 exons. NCBI's taxonomy places the organism in Eukaryota, Fungi, Ascomycota, Eurotiomycetes, Eurotiales, Aspergillaceae.